CGACCGGCGCGAUUCUUGGCGGUAGCAUCAACUUUUUCCUUCUCCUGUUGUUACCCGAGUUGGUUGGUUGGUAUCACUCGCGUGUGCAAGGUGCGAGUACGUUAAUCAGAAGAUUACCAUUUACGCAUUCGGCGCCAAUCGAGUUAUCCAAAGUGUUAGUAGUCCAGAGCGAGAUAAGCGAAUAGUUUGGUUUGGAGGUUUCCUUAAAAUUUGCUAUGAUUGUGUAAAUUAUAUAAAUUUGAGCUCUCUCGGCCAAGUAAGUCAAGCGCUUGCUACAAACGACGGGCAUUUGAAUUUGAAUCAAUACUAUAGAAGUUCGUAACAGAAGUCCAGAAGUGGACCGACUAAUUCAAUUAGUUUUUUUUCUGGGUUGGUUGGAAAAUUGUCACCCGUCUUUUGCAGUCCGCAUUUAUAUGCAAAAUAGUACGACCAUUUAAAGUUUUCCUAUGGAACUCUCUUUCUAACCGCGUUGAGGUGCUCGAACCAAAAAAAAUCUUUCGAAACCGCAAGAGACUCCUAAAAAUAGACAGCUCUUCCUCGAGUUCGAAGAUACAGUCGAAUCCACUGUUGGAAAACAAGUGUGUGAUGAUUUUCCAUGAAAGUGUGUAGCAAAACAAGCCGAAAGGAAUGUAUCAGCGUUUGUUUGGUCAGUAGAAAAAAAAAUCAACAGCUGUGUUGGGAGUUUCUUGUCUGUCAAGAGCACAUUGCAUUCAGCACAUCGUUCAGAGCAACUAAGUAGGAGGUGAAGUCGUGUGAAAAUUGUGUUUUCAGCAUACCAAAAGAGUGACAGAUUUAGCUGGCGCGUGGGACAACAGCUGUGCAAAUCCCCGGAAAAGCCAAUAAACUUAUAAACUAAUUGAAUUGCAGUAGGUGAAUCGGAUCUCAUCCAUCUCACGUACUACUUCUGAAGAAUCCUACAAAAAAAAUGAGUCAACAGGAGCAAGCUAAACUGGAUGCCAACAAACAGGCCGCCAGCCCGGACGAUUUGGACGAUCUGAGCCCGAUGCCGCAAACGGCCGUUCCGCCGGUACGACGACGGGGUGGAAUCUCAGCCGAACCGGUCAGCGAGGAGGAUGCCACAAGCUACGUGAAAAAGGUGGUCCCCAAGGACUACAAAACGAUGGCCGCCCUGUCGAAGGCAAUCGCGAAGAAUGUGCUCUUCUCCCAUCUGGACGAGAACGAACGGUCCGAUAUAUUCGAUGCGAUGUUCCCGUGCAACUUCCUGCCCGGGGAAUCGAUCAUCCAGCAGGGCGAUGAGGGAGACAACUUUUACGUUAUAGACAUUGGAGAGGUGGAGGUCUUUGUAAAUAACGAACAAGUGACGACAAUUAGCGAGGGUGGCAGUUUCGGUGAGUUGGCUCUGAUCUACGGAACGCCCCGAGCCGCCACGGUACGUGCCAAAACCGACGUCAAACUGUGGGGAAUCGACCGGGACAGCUACCGGCGCAUUCUGAUGGGUUCCACCAUCCGGAAGCGAAAGAUGUACGAGGAGUUUCUGUCUCGUGUUUCAAUUUUGGAGAGCUUAGACAAAUGGGAACGUCUCACGGUGGCAGACGCACUGGAACCGGUCACAUUCGAGGAUGGUGAAACGAUUGUAAAACAGGGCGAACCGGGAAACGAUUUCUACAUCAUCGUCGAAGGAUGCGCCACCGUUAGGCAGAAGCGCGACGAGAACGAAGAACCCGCCGAAGUCGGUCGGCUCGGACCGAGUGACUAUUUCGGAGAAAUCGCUUUGCUGCUGGACCGUCCACGAGCUGCAACCGUGAUUGCACGGGGACCGCUCAAGUGCGUGAAGCUGGAUCGCGCCCGUUUCGAGCGGGUGCUCGGCCUAUGCGCAGACAUUCUCAAACGGAACAUCACACAGUACAACAGUUUCGUUUCGCUAUCGGUCUAAGUGUGUUGCAUUGAAAUUCAUCAAACAAACAAAACAAAAAAAAAACAAAACUGCAGGACAAGAACGAUUGACACAAUUUACUGCUAACGAAACAAUGAACAGAAAAAAAUAACAAACAAACAAAACAAAAGAAAAAGAACACAAAAAAAGCCAAUGUUACGUAGAGAACAAAUAUUUAGAAACCCUUUCGUUUGAAACGGUUCAAUGGAUGUGAAUUAAUGUGACAAUUUAUGUUAUCGUUCUCCAAUACAAAC
Malaya genurostris is the source of this 2148-nucleotide messenger RNA. It is a transcript of the gene Pka-R1, whose product is annotated as cAMP-dependent protein kinase type I regulatory subunit. The record is from RefSeq and is a predicted model, not a curated record. NCBI's taxonomy places the organism in Eukaryota, Metazoa, Arthropoda, Insecta, Diptera, Culicidae. Gene Ontology annotation, biological process: regulation of protein phosphorylation. Gene Ontology annotation, molecular function: cAMP-dependent protein kinase regulator activity. The coding region runs from base 926 to 1894 and encodes 322 amino acids. Gene Ontology annotation, cellular component: cAMP-dependent protein kinase complex. The transcript is spliced from 5 exons.